GCAUAUAAAGAGAAGAAAACAGGCAGCAAUCAACGACGCUGGGAGUAUACCGCAAAUCACAUUCAAAACCACCAGACCCUGAAUUUCAAACCACCUUGUUAGAAUAUCGCUGAAUUUGUCCUUUUUUUUUUGCAAAAUGCUGGCGGCUGUCUGGUAAUCAUGCUGUUGUUGGUAUUGUAGAAGUGUGGAGAUUAUGUAGCACUCGUUUGGUUUCGCCAAGGAUAUGCUAGCUGCAUGUAGGGUGUAGGUUAUAUACCUUGAAUGGGAUCUAUAAGAGAACAGGAUAUACUACAUAACUAUGCUGCGAUUGUUAAUACCGGAUACUGGAGUCCUUCAGCUGUAACCCAUUCAUCGCUUUCAUCAUAGCCGUCGUCAUCGUCAGUUUCAUUGUCGCCUUUACCGGGUUGAUCAUCCUCUCAUGAUCCCCCUUCCCUUCAUCUACAAUCCCCCCAUCCUCAUCAUCAUCUACAUCAUCUUCGUCUUCAUUCCAUGGCCAUUUAUCUUAGAUAUCAUUGACGUUCUCAUCUCCACCUUCGUCAUCAUUGUUACCAUCAUCAAUAUCAUGUCAGGUUUGAGGACGUCAUCCGAAAAUCCGCUGCCUUUGGCGGAGAUGGGCAGCGCCACCAACGGUCCGAGCCCAGAGGCAAUUCAGCAGCUUUUCGAUGCUUGCGACCUGGAUGGUAAUGGAUACAUUGAAUGGGAAGAGUUGGAGGUGGUCUGCGAAAAUUUGGACAGGGAUGAACUCGAACACAUAUUUGAGGCAUUAGAUGGAGAUGGCGACGGACGGAUCAGUAUAACAGAUUUCACUGAAGGCUUUCACAGCGUCAGCGAGGCACUCCUUUCAGUCAGCCGUCGUAGGAGGCGUCAGCAGUAUUUGGAGGAUUGUGACAGUGAAGAGUUCGAGGUGUUUUUGCAGCAAUUGGGACCUGACCUUGACCUUGUAUCGUGCCAAGAUCAAAUUUGUGAAUUAUACCAGCAGCUCCAUUCGUCAGAGGUGCCUCAAAUCCUCCGCCAAUAUGAGGCCGUCAUCUAUGACGUCAUAAAAGAUCUCAGGCAGUACCAAUCAGGGGUCGAUAGGUUAGAGAAGUCAUUGAAAAGGACAAAUGAAACCAACACUGAACAUCUCCAGCAGCUGGAGUAUGAAAUGGAGGUUCAGAUGACGAGAACGGAGGAGAGGGUCAGAAAAGAGGAAAGGGAACGGAUAGAAUCGGAAAAAGCCGAGAUUCAAAAGCAGCUUGAAGCAGAGAUUCGGGAGUUAAAGAGUAACCUCAAUCAAAUACACACAGCCGAAGACAAAGCAGAGAGGAUAGACACAUCUCGGGAAGACCUGCUCCACUCCCUCAAGAAGGACCUGGACCAGUUAAGGAGUGAGAACAGGAGCCUAAGAAGUAGUCUAACUGAGGCCCAGACCAACAUCGUCCUGUCCAGAAGUGAGCUGGUCACACUGAAAAGCGACUUCGACGAACAGAAUGGAUUCAUAUCAAAUAACCGUGACGUCAUACAGGAUUACAUCGGAGAACAGGACAAUCUUACCAGGCAACUCCAAUUAUUACAUGAGGCUAACAAGAAACUCCAGGAUACGAAUGAUGAUCUCAGAUCUGCAUUGGAAAAUGUGUCGAGAACGUCUCGCAUGUCGCCUCGUACAACACGUCUCCUAAGCUCAGCUUCGUUCAUGGAUGAUUACGUAGGUGAUGACGUCAUUGUGGACCCGUCGAGACAGCGUAAAUCGUACGCAUCUCAGGGCUCUUACGACGGCUCGGAGAUGCACGUGACUGGUGGGAGACGCCAUUUUGCUUACCAGACUACAGACGGUGAUAAUUAUCCUGAUGAUGGAGCUCUCAUACAAAAAUCAGGAGCAAGAAAACUUCUUGAGGAAUUUCUAGACUCUGGAAACUCCACUCUCCGAGACCCCAAUGAGCUCGACUCAGAAACAGAAGAAGAGUUGAGAAGAGCGCCACCAUUGAAGGAAGAAAUAGCAGUGUCCAUGAAACAAGAAAUGAAAGACGCGCAACGCCAGGGCUCACACCAUCACAUGUCACACGCUACGUCAUCACAACAUUCAACCAAUAGCAGAGGAGCAACGAGCAUAGGCCGCCAGGCGUCACAGCCAAUCAGAGACACGCGUUCCUUGUCACGUGGUAGUUCCCCACGGUCCAGUGGAGGCGGUUCGAGAAAGCGCGCUCUUCCGCAACUACCACAACAGCCGCUGUCCCCGACACCGACAGCCCAUCCAGAGCGGAUGUAUAAGAUCGUCUUAGCCGGAGAUGCGGCGGUGGGCAAGUCGAGUUUCAUCAUGAGAUUGUGUAAGGGAAUCUUCCAUAGCAACCUCAACUCCACGUUAGGCGUCGACUUUCAAAUGAAGACAAUCGACGUGGAUGACCGAGUCACCUCGUUACAGCUAUGGGACACUGCCGGGCAGGAAAGGUUUCGAAGUAUUGCUAAAUCUUACUUCAGACGGGCUGAUGGAGUACUGCUUCUCUACGACUGCACUUGCGAGAGAUCCUUUAUCAACGUGCGGGACUGGAUCGAGGCAAUUGAGGAGAGUUCACACAAGCCUGUUCCAGUCAUGAUAUGCGCUAACAAGUUGGAUGCUAGGCCAUUAGCCAUCGCAGAGGGCGUGCGUUGUGUACGAACAGAAGACGGACAGAGGCUUGCAACGUCUUUCAAUGCUCUUUUUAUUGAGACGAGUGCUAAGGAGGGAUCGAACGUUGAAGAUGCAGUAAUCGAGUUGACAAGACAACUUCACAAGAGAGAGGAUUUGGAGGUAAGCUCGAGUGGAAUAACACUCAAUACAGAAACACCAGCGAAGAAGAAGGAAACGGGGUGUUGUGACUUUUAAUCGUAUAUCUCUCCGUUUAGAAGCACGUGUACGAAACUUGCCGAGACAACCCAAUAUAUGUCGAAUGUAGCCGAUGUGUUUAGAAGAUGGUAGAGACCCCUUGGCAAAACUUCCCGAGACUAUCCGAAAUAUGUCGAAUAUAGCCGAUAGUUUUAUAUAUAGGCCUAUACUGCAGACACCCAUGUGAUGAAACUUCCCGAAACAUCCUGAAACUUGUCGAAUGCAGUUGAGACAUUCAAGAGUGGCCUGAAACUUCCGACCUUAAACUUGUCGAAUACAGCAAAGCCCUUGAAAAACAUCCGACGUGCCGAAACUUCCCGAGAUGACCUAAGACAUUUCGAAUACAGCCGAGUUAUGGGAAAAAUUUCCGACGUGGCGAAACUUCCCGAGGUGACCUGAGACUUGUCGAAUACAGCCGAGUCCUUGGAAAAUCUCCGACUUGGCGAUACUUGCCGAGACUGCCCGAAACAUUUUUCUAAAUACAACUGAGGCCUUGAACAGUAACCCACGUGUUUGACACGUCACAUGGACUUGGAUGUAUGUAUUUUUAAAAUCAUUAAGCGAAAUUACAAUUGUCAUAAUUUUGAUAUUCCUUGUAAGGUUGCAUAUCUACUAUUUUUGAAUCACUUCAGCAUCAUGGUUUAAACAAAUAUUCACCUAAGCGUAUGUUGAUAGGCGUCCUGUAUUUAUAGCUGUAAAUCACUUUCCUUUGCGUUUUACUUCAUGUAAAGCUUUUUUAAGCAUUAUAUUUUUAGCUGACUAUGUUUGUAUUUAGUGCUUGUGUAUUUUACUUGCCCUUGUAUAUUACAUUCCAUUUUUAGUAUGGUUAUAGGCGGUGCAAUAAGCUGGUAAACGCGUUGGGUUGCUUGACAUUAAUAUGAAGUGCAGCAUUAUAGAGCUAGAAAAUACUUAUUCAAAUCCUUUUAACCAUCCGCUUUUAUACAUAAGACAAAGCUUUUAGGCCGUGGUAUCAGAAACUAUAUUUAAAAGGGCGGGUGUUUUAAAAACGCAAGGCAAUUUUCAUUAGUUAUAUGGACUGAUACUUCGACAUGAACUAUACAUUUCAAAUUCAAUGAAUUGUGAAUUGUUUGCAGAAAACUUAGUCUUUAGGGCAACGAUGAAUACAGAUUAAUAUCAUUUUCUUGCUUUAGAUUUAGUGGGUCUUGGGCCUUAAAUUGGUAAUAAGUCCUAUAAAAUUGUAUUUAUUUGUUAUUUUUUAAUAUUUGUGUAAAUGUUAUUGUUUGCCAGGUGGUGUGUUAUUUUAUUCUCGCCUCAGUAUCUGUACAGUCAACCAAUACCUAUUGCUGAAUAUCUGCUUCCACUUUUAUUUUGUUUUGUUAUCACGUAUUAUCUUCUCUAAAGCUAAAGAUGU
This is a messenger RNA of Strongylocentrotus purpuratus (purple sea urchin), 4211 nucleotides long. Its product is annotated as ras and EF-hand domain-containing protein homolog. Gene Ontology annotation, molecular function: calcium ion binding; GTP binding; GTPase activity. Lineage: Eukaryota; Metazoa; Echinodermata; Echinoidea; Camarodonta; Strongylocentrotidae. The transcript has 20 exons. The record is from RefSeq and is a predicted model, not a curated record. The coding region runs from base 419 to 2839 and encodes 806 amino acids.